Schistocerca cancellata (South American locust) is the source of this 1807-nucleotide messenger RNA. Its product is annotated as transmembrane protein 64. The coding region runs from base 491 to 1291 and encodes 266 amino acids. Lineage: Eukaryota; Metazoa; Arthropoda; Insecta; Orthoptera; Acrididae. The record is from RefSeq and is a predicted model, not a curated record. The transcript has 3 exons.
GUGGUGUUUGCUUAUUGGCACUGGAACGUAUCUAAUUGAUGCUAUAGUUGACGACGCUGUUCGCAUCGAAGUGUAGAUGGUAUUGCUAAAUGAUGGAAACGGACUGGUUCUUCGGCAACGCUUAGUACCUGUAUAGACCGGUGCACAAUUCUCAAACUAUACCCACAGAACACCAAUAUAUACCGCAGUCAGUUAAAUAACCGCAGAGUUUACCUUCAAAAUUCCAAAGAUUCAUAUAAUUGUGUGUACUGUGUACACUUUACAGAGAAGUCUGGUUGUUGUCAUGUGUGAAGUUAUUAUUGGUUUUUCAUAUUGAAGCUUCUAAUGAUGCAUAUUUUUUGUUUCACGUUUUUGACAGAUGUAAUGUCAGCAUCUGCCUCGGACUCGUCAUGCAGUCAAUUUGAACAGAAUUCUUUCUGUGAUUUGACGUGAGGUUUCAAAUAAUGCAGGACAUUACAAUAUUUGUUUGUAGGCCAUCAUAUAAACAAAUAUGAACUCGAUAAGUAUUGAUAUUGAUGGAACGGUGUCCGAUUUUAGGACAUCUAAAUCUGACAGUUCCUGCCUGAAAAUAAAUUCCGUGAACAGUGCUGGCUAUCUAUAUAAUUGCUGCUUGCUACUGAUCACUGUAAUUGUUUUAAGCAUAAUUCUAUUUGAAUUCAAAGAAUAUGUUAGAGCAUUGCUAAUGUGGGUUGAGUCACAAGAUCAAGUUGUUAUAUACUUAAUUUUUACUGUGCUGUUCGUUCUAGUUUCCUUCCCAUUCACUUGGGGGUACACAGUUCUUGUUUUCGCUACAGGUUACGUUUUCGGAAUAAUUAGAGGGCUAGUAACAGUUUUAUUCGCAGCAAACAUUGGUGUAGUUGUCGCACAUUUUGGAGUUAGACUUGUACACUAUAAAUUUCCAUUAACAAAGCUUAUCCAGAAUGACAAAAUUCAAGCUGUGCUCUCUGUGAUAUCGGGAUCUAAAGCAUUUAGAGUUGCAGCCUUUUCUCGCUUGACCCCAGUGCCUUUCGGAGUACAGAAUUUAAUAUUUGCAGUCAGCAAUAUUAAUACGAGAAUAUAUUUCAUAGCAUCUUUUAUUGGUAUGAUACCAGCCCAAGUCAUAAAUGUGUAUCUGGGAAGCUCAUUGAGAUCAAUGGAGGAAGUUUUGUCCCACAAAUCAACAGCCACCACAGCUAUCAUUGUGUUUUUUCAAAUCACGGUUGGUGUGUGCCUCAUGGCUUAUGUAUUGACAAAAGCUCGUCAAGAGUUAAGGAAAGCACUAUAUAGUACAUCGUAUAGUCAGGUGGCAUGAUUCUUGUUAGUUACCAUUGACACACAUGGUACAUUACACCACAGCACUGAAAUCAAAUUUUUGAAAGACAUAAUCAGUAUUGUUUUAUAUUUAUUGAUUUAGAACUGCUUUUUGCUUAGUUUUAAUACAGAACGAAUCAGUCAUUUCAAUCUUUCUGUUGUAUAAUUUUCUAUUUCUUUUUUAUUUAUUUUGCCAUUAAAUGUCACACUUUGGUUAUUUAUAUGUAAACUAUGGGGAUAUUGAAAAAGUAUAGUUUUACAUGAAUAGCUUGUAUAUAUAUUCACUACGUCUGUGUUUUCACAGAAACUUGUUAUAAACUGAAUGCUGUUAAAUCUGUACCUACUCAUUGCACUACAUGACGAUUGGUCAGACACUGAUGACACUUUUAUUUUCAGUUAAUGUUUCAGGCAGCUUGCUGAUUGAAAUAUUUUAAGGGCUGUGAUUGUGCCAAAGAUAGGUCAGGUAUUAAUUACAUCCGAGAAAACAUUUUUUGUGUAUGUUUACUUACACAAAUAU